Neltuma alba is the source of this 1389-nucleotide messenger RNA. Its product is annotated as purple acid phosphatase 3-like. The record is from RefSeq and is a predicted model, not a curated record. Gene Ontology annotation, molecular function: acid phosphatase activity. Bases 88 to 1071 code for a protein of 327 amino acids. Lineage: Eukaryota; Viridiplantae; Streptophyta; Magnoliopsida; Fabales; Fabaceae. The transcript is spliced from 7 exons.
AAGUUUCAACAAGGAAAAUACACCAUAUUCUAUUCUUGAUUCUCUGUGUGAGAGGCUCUUGAAGUAGAAACUCUCAUACAGAGAAGCAUGGCUGGCUUCAUCAGUUCAAGCCUGUUAUGGUCGACUUGCUUUUGUGUAUGUUUUCUCUCUGUGUUAUCUCUCCUUGAACGCAGAGAUCACCCGGUAAAAGAUGAUGGCUCCCUUAGUUUUGUGGUUGUUGGAGACUGGGGAAGGAAAGGAGAAUACAAUCAAUCUCAAGUUGCUGCUCAGAUGGGGAAAGUUGCCGAAAAGCUGGAUAUUGACUUCGUGAUAUCCACUGGAGAUAACUUUUAUGAUGAUGGAUUGACUGGUAUAGAUGACCCCGCAUUUGAGCUUUCAUUCUCGAAAGUCUACACAGCUAGUAGCCUCCAAAAGCCAUGGUUUAAUGUGUUGGGCAAUCAUGACUACAGGGGAGAUGUUCUGGCUCAGUUGAAUCCAAUUCUGAAUAAAAUAGAUCAAAGAUGGAUUUGCCAAAGAUCAUUUAUUGUUGACACUGAAAUUGCUGAGUUCUUCUUUGUCGAUACAACUCCAUUUGUGGACAAGUAUUUUUAUGAGCCAAAGGACCAUAAAUAUGAUUGGAGAGGUGUUCUUCCCAGACAGAAAUACCUGUCAAACGCCCUGAAGGAUCUGGAAAUGGCACUGAAGAUUUCAACAGCAAAAUGGAAGAUUGUUGUUGGGCACCACGCAAUCAGAAGUGUAGGACACCAUGAUGACACCCAAGAGCUUGUAAAACAGCUCCUUCCGAUCCUUGAGGCACACAGCGUAGAUAUGUACAUGAAUGGCCAUGACCAUUGUCUCGAACACAUAAGCAGCACUACCAGCAAAAUGCAGUUCUUAACUAGUGGAGGAGGUUCAAAGUCAUGGAGAGGAGACUUUAAUUUGAAGAGAGAAGGUGUGAAGUUCUACUAUGAUGGUCAGGGCUUCAUGUCCGUGGAGCUUCAAGAAUCAGAUGCCAGAAUUGUGUAUUAUGAUAUAUUUGGUCAGGUGUUGCAUGCUGUGAGUUUAUCAAAGGGACUAUAUUCUGGCAUAUAGAGAGAGGAGGGGGAGGAGUAGGAGGAGGAAGUAAUUCCAGAAAUUUACAAGGGCAUAUGUGUCAUAUUGUUGUAUGAGCUUCACACACACACACACACACACACACACACGUACACACGUGUAUUGAUACGUAUGUUCUUCUGAGUGUAUGUAUUGGUUACGCCCUCUCUGUUCUGUGUAAUAAAUGAUAGUCUUUUUUAUUUAUUACUUUAUUUAAUGUCUUCAAUAGUGACACAUUUAAUGACCUGAGUCCACUAAAUAUUUGGUGGUGCUCAUGCCAGUAUUUAGCAUAAAUGUAACUAUCACUAUCCAUAUUCA